Molecule: messenger RNA, 1020 nt
Organism: Pseudovirgaria hyperparasitica
Lineage: Eukaryota; Fungi; Ascomycota; Dothideomycetes; Acrospermales; Acrospermaceae
Exons: 1
Coding region: 384-827 (147 amino acids)
Source: RefSeq, a predicted model, not a curated record
ACCCAAGUCCAGCAAUGUUUCAUUGCCUUGUAGAGUGUCCAAUAGCCUGCUAAACCUUCGAGGCACAUACUCUGAAUACCGAUUCAAUCUUUCGCUGACUGCACGCUUAGGCGAUGGACUGACGCACAUCAAUCGAGGGAUGCGGCUCAGGUCGUAUUAUUGCUUGUAGGAUGCGCCCCAGCCCAUCCUCACACAGAUGGUUACGAGGUAGGAUCGACAUGCAACACGAGAGAAUUAUAUAUAUCUGCCUGUGCCCUGCGGCUUGGUACUGCUGAUCAUCAACAUAGACAGACCUCAUCGAACACUCGCAUCUCCAUUCAACAAACUACCACCGAUAUAAUCCUCACCAACUGUCGCGACACAACACCAAAAAGUCCAUCACAAUGCAGUCCCUCACCGCAAUCCUCUCCCUCCUCUCCCUCACCGCCGCCGCCUCUCUUCCCAAACGCGCCGGCGGCCCAGCCAUAAUUCCCCUUCCUGCAGACUGCCCCGUCACUUCGCCCACCUCCGAACUCUCCGAGUCCUCUACCGGCGGCUACAAACCGUCCGACGCCGCAAUGGGCGCCAACGUCUACUACUACUACAACCCAAACGUCAACUUCACACAGUGCCAGGAGCAAUGCUAUGGGCUGAGCGGCUGCACAUCCGUGUUCAAGGCGGCGAAUGCCCCAACGCCGGCUGGAGGUUACUAUGGUGCUGGCGGAGUUCUAGAGGAGGCUUGCCUUAUGUUCUCGCGGUACCUGACAACGGAUGAUUUUGUUGAGGCACAGCAGGGGCAGUAUACGAAUGUCCAGAGUGCGAAUAUUGGGUGUGCGAAGCCCCAGUGAAUGCUGCGCAUGCAACGCCGAGUCAAGCAGUUGGAGAGCUUGUAACAACACUCAUUCGAACAGACGAAUCUCCCGACACUAAGACUAAAAUGGUGCAUAUUCUUUUAUAACAGGCGAUUUUACCAAUAGCAUAGCAUAGCGUAGCCCAUCAUAGUAACACUAAUACCCAUUCUAUACCUGCCACUGACCUUUA